AUGGCGGCCUUUGCCGAUUCCAAGGUUCAGGACGGAACAAUGAGCAGAAACAGACUGAUCUUCCCGGGUUGGAGGCGAAUCAGAAAAUUGAUUGAGAAUGCCUUUAUGCGAGCAGAUUCCGACCAAAGUUUUCCCGAUGGUGAGGCUACAGGAAUUAUUGUCUGGUUAGGAGACUCGCUCUCUCCCAAAAAGGAUCCGGAACAUUUACCACCGUCAAAUUGGUAUGAACGCGCCACCGACCAUUUCCGGUUGAUCCCGCAAUAUCUGGGCUCUGAUGCAUCCGCCUUUGGGUUUCGAGCAGUAGUGGCCAUCAGUAUGGGCGCCCAUGCUGGAGCCGGUGUUCAGGGAUUUUUGGCCCGAGUCUUCGGCACGGCUGUGGCAACUGUUGCUUCUAUUACCAUUUGGUAUAUGGCGGAUCAAAAGCCAGCCGCCGUCAUACCCCUUGCGGGCAUUCUCUUCGUCUGUGCAUUGUAUGUGGUGCUUAAGAAUCCCAAGCAUCUCAUCACCGCGGUUAUAUCGAUAGUGACGACUAUUCUGAUCUUGGGAUAUGAGCUUCAAGACAACAAGGUCGGCACUCGCACCCUCGAAACAAAUGGACAACAAUACUACUCCAUCUACCUCCUAGCGCCAUACCGACUCGUUUCAGUCCUGGCCGGCAUCGCCGUGGCCUUCAUCUGGACUUACUUCCCCUACCCUGUCACCACGCACGCGACACUCCGCAAAGACCUAGGCGCCACCCUCUACCUCAUGGCCAACUACUAUUCCAUCACGCAUUCGACCGUGGAAACCAAGCUCCGACACGGCCUCUCCGCCAAGCUCCACGACAAAUCCUGCCCCGUGCGGAAACUGGACAAAGCCCGCCUCAAGGUCUUCGACAAGAUCACCGUUAUGAUGAACCGGCUCCGCGAACACUCGGACUUCACCAAAUAUGAGCCCACUUUCGGCGGUAAAUUCCCCAAACAGACCUACGAUGAACUCGUCUCGUCCCAGCCAUUCACCGCGAGCCCAGACAGCGAGGAAAGCCCGUGGAUUCGCGACUUCCGACAGGUGACAGCCCAAUCACGCGUCACCGACGACGAGCUGACCUCGACGCUGUGCCUGGUUUCCGCGAGUAUCACCAACUCUCAGCCCUUGCCACCGUAUGUCCGGGUUCCACUCCCCAUCGACAUCGCAGCCCAACUCGCGGCGGUCGACCCGGGCAUCCUCUCCAUCAAGCACGUCCAGGAGCCUUGCUACGCGGCCUUCGCGGUCCUCGAAAUCGCCAGUAUCCUCGUCAUGCUAGAGAUGACGCAGGUGCUUGCUAAGGUGAAGGAGUUGGUCGGCGAAGUCGACUUCUCCAUCCCACAACAAGCUCGUUUGACAAGUUGA
This is a messenger RNA of Rhinocladiella mackenziei CBS 650.93, 1368 nucleotides long. RefSeq lists its product as uncharacterized. Bases 1 to 1368 code for a protein of 455 amino acids. The transcript is spliced from 2 exons. The record is from RefSeq and is a predicted model, not a curated record. Lineage: Eukaryota; Fungi; Ascomycota; Eurotiomycetes; Chaetothyriales; Herpotrichiellaceae.